Molecule: messenger RNA, 1771 nt
Organism: Kickxella alabastrina
Lineage: Eukaryota; Fungi; Kickxellomycota; Kickxellomycetes; Kickxellales; Kickxellaceae
Exons: 1
Coding region: 148-1719 (523 amino acids)
Biological process (GO): SCF-dependent proteasomal ubiquitin-dependent protein catabolic process
Cellular component (GO): SCF ubiquitin ligase complex
Molecular function (GO): protein binding
Source: RefSeq, a predicted model, not a curated record
AAUAGUACUAGCGCAUCCGCUCACUGACGUAGCUCUUACAUCCGCUGUAGUUUUUUCUUUGCACAGCACCUUGAUUUUGUCUCGCUCGCAUUUACAUUUCAAACACAACUGCGGACCCAGCUUUACACAUUCUUUAUUUAGCUGGCCAUGUCGGACCCUUUAGUAGUGCUUCCAAUGGAUAUUUCCAUUCUGAUAUUUGGAAACAUGGCGCUGCACGAGAUUGCCCGCUGCAUGCUAGUAUCUAAAAAGUGGUACUAUUCGCUCGAUAGGUGGUCGGUUCUAUGGAAGAACAUCGAAAUAAGCGACAUUGCACCCAGCAACAGCCUAGCCACCAGUCGCGCAGAUCUUGGAUUUCGGUUGGCAAACAGAACAUCAACGCGCGACACCUCGGAUCACAGUGACAUAUUCAAAUCGCGACUGCUGUACGACCAGAACCUCAAAACGCUUGCACGCAGGGCAGGACCAGCACUUUCAAGGCUGUCAUUGCCCUUUUCGCCGUUAAUAACGGACGUCGGGUUGGCGACGCUGAUUCACUUUGGGUGCGUUAAUAUUCGAGCUCUCGAGAUUCGGGCCAACAGACAUAUCACCAACGGGAUGCUCGAGACCCUUAUUGACAGGAUCGGCAGCCGGCUGGAGCACGUUGCGUUGAGCACUACCGAAAUAUCGGACUUUGUCGUACAGCGGCUGCUUGUCAGCGCCCCAAACCUGACGCGCCUGGACCUGUCCUUCUGCCGCUUUAUCACGGUCGAUGCGUUUCCCGUGGCUGAAACAUCCGAGUUUGUAUUUUCCUUUACGCAGAAUCCCGGCGUGCCAAUUGGCGAUGAAGACGGCAGCCUGUCGGCGUUAAAUGAUGGCAGGGACUGGCACCGCAUGUUUUCUGUCGACAAGCAGUCUUUGCCAAAACUCAAAGUUUUGCUGCUCAGCGGGUGCAAGGAAAUUACCGACUCUGCGAUCCGCAGGAUUUUCUAUGCGUUUGCCCACAGCCUCUGUGUCCUCGACAUUUGCCACACAAAGGCCUCGUUUAUGGCGCUCCACUCGAUUGCCACAGAGCACAGGCGGCCAUUGAAGCUGCAAGCGCUGAUGAUGAACAGCAUCCCGGGGCACGACGAGAACAACGAGGAGUUGAUGGGUAUUACCAAUGGUGGUUUCGGGCUGCCGCUCGAUGUUGUUGAUAAUUUGGCGACCAGAAUCCCCGAUCUAAUGCAGUUGUGUCUCGGCGGCGGCAUCAGCCUAGUUAGCGACGAUCUGCUUGUCGGCAUUUUGCGCCACUGCCGCGGGCUGCUGUUCAUCGAUGUCCAUGAUGCCUUGCGGGUGGGCGAUCGUACCCUGUUUGCGCUAUCGGAGAACUGCACCGGGCUGCGAUCUGUGAAUCUCAGCGGGUGCCUGUCGUGCUCAGAUGCUGGCGUAAUUCCACUGGUCCGCAACUGCACUUUUAUAACCCACCUCGAUCUGUCGGCAAUUGACAUCAGCGACGACAGUCUGGCUGCUAUUGGGGACCACCAGCUGCAUCUAAAGAGUCUGUUGUUGGACUUUUGCCGACGCAUAACGACCAACGGGAUCAAGGUUGUUGUUGAAGGGACUACAGGUCUGGGAUGCAUGUUUACGCUGACUGAGCUGAGCUUUAUUCAAUGCCGGAGGGUCAGCGACGAGGCGGUCGACUGGUGCAAGGAGCGCAUGCUGCCCGAUGCUGUCGUGUCCUUUAAAUUCAAUUAUCGCUAAACAUUAAUAAACCCUAGUGGGUUACCAAAAAUGAUUUAAUCCGAGUGCAUUU